Carcharodon carcharias (great white shark) is the source of this 4437-nucleotide messenger RNA. Its product is annotated as tubulin polymerization-promoting protein. Lineage: Eukaryota; Metazoa; Chordata; Chondrichthyes; Lamniformes; Lamnidae. The transcript is spliced from 4 exons. Gene Ontology annotation, molecular function: tubulin binding. Gene Ontology annotation, cellular component: microtubule. Gene Ontology annotation, biological process: microtubule polymerization; microtubule bundle formation; positive regulation of protein polymerization. The record is from RefSeq and is a predicted model, not a curated record. Bases 143 to 799 code for a protein of 218 amino acids.
AAUCGGGCGCAGGGACGGAGAGGCCAAUAGGCUGCCGGCGGGGUGCCGAGCAGCGCCCACUCCACCUCCUGUCCCGGGCGAACGCUAGCUCGGGCUCUACCUGCUCGUGCGGAGACGGCAAGGAGCAUCUCAGUGGAGUAAAAUGGCCGACUGCAAAGCCGAGAUGGACCAACUCUCUGCCAAGGCACAGAGUGACCGAGUAAAGGGGAAAGUAGCCAAACGGCGCAUAUCUGAUUCAAAUGGCACUGAUGGGGGAGCUACUACACUCGAUGAGAUCAGUGCACUCGAAGAGGCCUUUAGAAAAUUUGCCAUUCAUGGAGACACGAGAGCCACAGGAAGAGACAUGAAUGGCAAAAAUUGGUCAAAACUGUGUAAAGACUGCAAUGUCACUGACGGGAAGAAUGUGACGAUCACAGAUGUUGACAUUGUGUUUUCCAAAGUCAAGGCAAAAUCUUUUAGGACUAUCACCUUUGACCAGUUUAAGGAUGCUCUUGAAGAGCUUGCAGAGAAGAGAUUUAAAGGGAAAACCAAGGAAGAAGCAAUCCAGGAGAUUCACAAGUUAAUUGAAGGAAAGUUCCCCGUCGUUUCAGGCAUAACAAAAACUGUGCUAUCUCCCACAUUGACACGACUUACAGACACCUCAAGGUUCACUGGUUCCCACAAAGAAAGGUUUGACCAAAGUGGAAAAGGUCGAGGAAGAGCUGGCAGAGAGUACCUGGUUCAAAAUACUGGCUAUGUAGUGGGAUACAAACAUGCUGGUACCUAUGACCAUAAAGUAAAAGGAACUAAACAUGAUUAGGUUUAUUUUCCCCCCACCUUCACCAGGAAUGUAUCCACUUCCAAGGCGCCUUGACUGAAAGAAUCAAAAGUAGGAACCCAAAUCGUCGUCAUUCAUUUCAACAUAUUUCAGAAAAUUCAUAAAGUACAACAAGUUAUUUAUGCCUCCAAUUAAAAGUACAGAAAGACCCCCUAUCACCCCCACCUCCCCCCCUCCCCCACCACUCCCUCACUUUCCCCACCACCAUCAUUGGUCAGGUGUGAAAAUCCAUUGCUUUUGAAUGGCUCUUGCUGAUCAAGUACAGGCACUACUGAUGGCUACCAAUACCUAAUCAGGACCAACGUUCUAAUGGACAACUUCAGAUAGUUCAAUAUCACAAGCAUUUGAACCAGCUCAUCUUGAUGCAUUAUGAUCAUCUGCUUGGAUGGAUUCCAACUGAUUGUGCGUGAAAAACCAGAAUUUCUGCUAGGUACAAGAGCAUUGCACUUUCCCUGCAUCACAAGAUGACCCUUCCUACAGCAACUGAUGAGACAAAUGGAAGUUUACUACAAGUUCUCUGAUGUUUCACAAAAUCCUCAUUCAAAGUUGAUGAAGAAUCUUGAAACUAUAUCAUGUGAGAAUGGACUCUUACUCAAAACUCUGAAUUGUAGAAGUGGAUGUAAGAAAGAUGCCAAAGUGGAAGAGGCACAGAAAUGUCAGCCUCAACAUGUCAGGUGCAGAAGCGGGUCCUCUUUGGCUGCUUUGCUGCAUAAAAUGUUCCAAACCUGGUCGGUCAGAUGGGAAAGGAAAAUCUCACCACAGCCAAUGGAUAAAUUUUUCAUCGCAAAAAAUGCAUUAUUGCACAGAGGCUGUUGGUGAGAAAGAUCUGCAGGCAUAAUAUUGGUAACACAUAGUUCUCCAAUACUGAUUUAACAGUUGUGUCCCUUUAAAGAUGUGCUCAACAUAAAUGAGACAGGACUCUUUGACUGAGCUGCCAUAAAUGACAUUUUGCCUGCCAAAGAAAUAUUUCAGUAAGAUCUGAAGUGUCAAGAAUCAGCACCAUUGGCCUUUAGAUGAAAACAUAAUUGGAACCAGUGGAUUUAGCAAGUGGGCUUGAGGAAUAUCACUCACAGACACCAAAGAAUCGCAGUUGCCUGAAAAAUUUAUGGCCAGCUGUAGUGACUGCCAUCCUUAAGCUGAAGUAGUACACGAGGAAUAUUGAACAAUCUGAAGAUAAAGAUCACUAAGUGGGGGGAGAUUCAAUGAGGCUGGUACAGAUGAAUCACACCCUCUAUAGGAUCACAUGCCCACCGGUAUCCUGAUACCUUUCUGCCAGUGGGAAUGGGAUGAAAGACUUCCAACAGUUUUAACGAUUCUCAUUCAGAUCUUGGAAGGUUUAUACUGAAAGAUAAUAAAAGCUGGAGACUGAUGUUUCUGCAUGCUUGCACAGGUGAAAAUAAGCAAGCCUACAUAAACACGCUAUAGAGUCCGGGAAAAACGUGGUUGUUCAUCCUGUAUCAAAGCAACUACUGUCUCUUGUACAACAUAGAUAGGAACUGCAUUUCUCUUUUUCUCCGGACCCAUAUCAGUUUUGAUUAUAAUGAUUUAGAGUCUGUAAAAUAGUCAUACUGAACUUGAUUAUAAUUCUGCUUCUAAAAAUGCGUGGUUGGCACAAGUUCUACAGGCCUCGAAAGACAUUUUAUCAACCAGUGGUUCUAUUAAAGGGAGUAGAAUGUAUUACAGCCAUUGUGUAUCUGAUAGUGGUGGACCUUGUACUACACCUUCUUGCCUCACCCUGCUUAAAUGAGGAAUUGGAAACCAGCACAUGGUCACUUGUUUUGUUCCUGGCACACUGCUACUUCAUUUCAUUCCACUUUUAUUGCAUUUUGGUAAACCUACCCUCUAUUCUUAAGUUAAGAGCUGUUUUAUCUUAUCUUGGAGUUUCUUAUAUGCUUCAGAAGAUUGAUUCUGCGCUUUAUGGAAUGGCCCUGCCUUGGCUGCAAAGACAAUAAAUGAAUGAAUGAAAGCUUUAGCUGAUUUCCUUCUGAACACUUCACCUCUGAUAUCACAUUAUUGCACAGGCAGAUCCCAGCUUGUAAAUGAGGUAUCAAGAGGAAUAUUGAAUGAAGACUUCUGAAUGUGAAGAUUUUAAUUGACACUUUAGUAAUAAGGAAACAUGGCAAUAAUUUCAAUGUUUAAUGUAAUUUAGGUUGGUUAAAGUCUAAACAGCUUCUAUGCUUUGUGAGCUGCUCAUGAUAUUAGGCAAAUGAACGAACAGCAUUCUUCAGCAGCUGGAAUAACUAGGAUCAUAACACACAGUUCACAGGAGUUGAGUGCACAUUCCAUCACACACAACAUGGGAGCACUGUUCACCUUACCUCUUUUCAUUUACAUUUUAAUGUUCCAAAGGUUCAGGUCAUGCUUUCUAGCCAUGGGCUCAAAAUGUUUGAAUAUUUGUUAAAAUAAAGUGCAGUGUUCUGUUCGGAUAUGCUAGAUGAUUUCUUCCUAUAUUUUACUUCCUGGGUAUAUCCUGACCUUUCUUUUGUUUCCACUCUCUUUCCUCCACUGUUUGACCUCAAUUGGUCGGCUUCUCCACAACUUGUCUUAUUCCUCCAACAAUUGCCCUAGGUAAGUCAAAUGCCUUGUUGCGUAAGGUGGGUUUGCACUGUCUCUUGAGAACUGGUUGGCUUGCCCCCAGACUGGCAGGAAUUAGGGCUGGAUCACCAUCUGAUCCAGCAACAGUGGGUCUAUGGUGUUAACUUGAUAAUAACUAUCUUCACAAUUUUUAUGAUAUUCAAAGAAAAGCCCAGCACGCAAGGAGGUAAGAACUGAAAUAUAAAGCUUCCAGAUGUGUUGUGAUACAUUGUAAAAGGCUUUAAAGAUUGUUCUGCAGUGAUGGUUUAUAUUGAAAUUAAAUAAAUCAAAUUAUAUGUAAGUAGCUGAUCUCAGCAUACACAAAAUAUCCAAACUGCAAUAAUCCACAACAUUGAUCAUUGCUCCAUUAAAAUUGGUGUUUAUCAGGAAUUGGAUCAUACUCUAAAAAUAUAAUUCAAAUGUUUUGUCAUUGUUUAACCUCAAGUCCUAACUUCUGCCUGUAUAUAAAUACAGAUAGUUCAGAUUGUGCACUUUACUGUAAGGUACAGUUUCUACUUGCCAGCACAGCUAGUUGCUGCUUCUUCAAUGCCAACUAAGGUACAUAGAACGUAACUGCUGAGAUGGCUGCUCUCUUGAAUUUGGGGCAGUUUCUGCUAUUGGUCUAACAUGCACUGUAGAGAUACUCAGAUUUAAGUUUUUGCUUUAUUAUAAGUCAACGGUCUAAAACUCUAGUCAGAACUAAUGCUUUGAAAACAAAUCAAGAUUUGUAAUUGUAGCCUAAAGCUUUCUGUUGUACACAUUGCCUGAGUGCAUUGGUUCUAAUCUUGUCCGAAGCCAAGCACCUUAAUCAGCAUUUUCUAUCCCCCCCUCCUUCACUAAACUGUAAUGGAAAGGACACGUGGUUUGAAGGUCAAGAGGACUAGAAGCAAGGGUCUUGUGAAUAGUACUCUUGCUACAGAAUGACCCUCUUAUUUUUCUAGAUUGCUAGCUCUGUCUGUAUAUCUGCCAAAUAAUGUCACAUUGUAAACUUAGGCUGACUAAAUUUUGUAAGAAUGACAAUGAAAUAAAAUCUAUUUUCAAAACUA